Messenger RNA from Kazachstania africana CBS 2517, 645 nucleotides. RefSeq names its product Fcf2p (gene FCF2). The record is from RefSeq and is a predicted model, not a curated record. NCBI's taxonomy places the organism in Eukaryota, Fungi, Ascomycota, Saccharomycetes, Saccharomycetales, Saccharomycetaceae. The transcript has a single exon. Gene Ontology annotation, cellular component: nucleolus. Gene Ontology annotation, biological process: RNA processing. Bases 1 to 645 code for a protein of 214 amino acids. Gene Ontology annotation, molecular function: RNA binding.
AUGGACUCAAGCGUUGAUAGUUUGUUUGAUGCAUUGAAGAAGGCUAGCAGUAAAACCAAACCAGUUUCUGAGGCCUCUAUAGGGCUAGAAGAAAAUCAUAACUCUGAUGUCCUAAAAUUGGAUAGUGAGACUAAGGAUACUGAAAAGAUAUUCGAAGAGAUUGAAGUAAACUUGCGUAAGUUGCCCAAGCUGAGUACUGGAUUUGAUAAAUUAGCUAAGGAAAAGAAUGAAAAAGACGAAAAGCUACAGCUACCGCAAGAGGAAAAGCAUAAAAGCAAGAACAAGAGCACAUCAAAUGGUUGGUUUACUCUACCUAAGCCAGAUGAUAAUAGACGCAGAGAAAUACAGAGAGAUUUGGUACUAAUCAAGCACCGUGCCGCUCUAGAUCCAAAAAGACAUUAUAAAAAGGAACGUUGGCAAGUACCGGGAAGGUUUUCUAUUGGUACUAUUAUUGAAGACAAAACAGAAUUCUUUAGUAGUAGGAUCAAUAAGAAAGAAAGAAAACAAACUAUCAUAGAAUCUUUGAUGGCUGAUGAUGAACGAAACAAAUACUUCAAGAGAAAGUACAACGAAAUUCAACUUCAAAAAACAAGUGGUAAGAGGGCACAUUAUAAGAAACAAAAAGCUUUAAGGAAAAAAUUUUAG